GAUCUCUUAUAAAUAUACCAUAAUCCCUCCAACAUUUCAACAACUCCGUAUCCCUAUCAUCACCAUGAACAAUAUUUCGAGCCCAAUUUUCUCCCUCUUCCUCUUCUUGCCCCUCCUAGCCUCCUGUGCACAAAAGCAGGUGUACAUAGUGUACUUUGGUGAGCACAGUGGAGAGAAAGCAUUGCAUGAGAUAGAAGAAACACAUCACUCUUACUUGCUCUCCGUGAAAGAGACAGAGGAGGAUGCCAGAGCUUCCCUUAUUUACAGCUACAAGCACAGCAUCAAUGGCUUCUCCGCAGUUCUCACUCCGGAUGAAGCCUCCAAGCUAUCAGAACUAGAAGAGGUGGUCUCGGUGGUCCCUAGUAAGGUUCACACGGUGCAAACUACAAGGUCGUGGGAGUUUCUAGGCUUGAAUGAAGCAAAAGAACCGUCUCUCUUAAAUCGAAGGAUGGGAGAUGAAAUAUUGCUGAAAUCAAAAUAUGGGGAAAAUGUCAUCAUUGGGAUGAUAGAUAAUGGUGUGUGGCCAGAAUCAAGGAGCUUUAGUGACGAAGGGAUGGGGCCAGUUCCAAAAUCAUGGAAAGGAAUCUGCCAAUCUGGGGAUGCUUUUAACUCGUCCCACUGCAAUAAAAAAAUAAUUGGAGCCCGGUACUACAUCAAGGAUUACGAGCAACAAUUCGGCCCAUUAAAUCGCACAGCGGACUUCCUCUCUCCUCGCGAUGUCGCUGGCCAUGGAACUCACACGGCAUCCACGGCGGCUGGUCGACGAGUUCCUACUGUUGCCCGUGGAGGGUAUGCAAGUGGCGUGGCUUCCGGCGGGGCUCCAAUGGCCCGCCUUGCCAUAUACAAAGCAUGCUGGGUCAAUCCCCCCAACGUUUCUGGAGGCAUUAACAUGUGCAUGGAUGCUGACAUGCUUGCCGCCAUUGACGAUGCUAUAGCUGACGGAGUGCAUGUGCUCAGCAUUUCAAUCGGAACCAGUACACCUACCGACUACACUGAUGAUGGGAUUGCCAUUGGUGCAUUACAUGCUGUCAAACACAACAUUGUGGUGGUGUGUGCUGCUGGAAACAGCGGGCCUACGCCGGCGACUUUGUCAAACCCGGCUCCCUGGAUAAUCACUGUUGGCGCUAGCACCGUUGACCGGGAACUCUCUAGCCCUCUUUUGUUAGGAAAUGGCACCAAAAUUAUGGGACAGGGUAUAACUUCAUACAAGUUGAACAAAAAGACGAUGUACCCCUUAGUGUAUGGAGGAGAUGUUGUUAACUCUAAUGGGGCACAAAAUGUCUCAACAAUAGGGCGGUGUCUUCCAAACACGCUGUCCCCCAAAAAGGUGAGAGGAAAAAUAGUGUUAUGCAUGCGAGGCCUUGGAUCAAGGGUGGAAAAAGGUCUGGAGGUUAAAAGGGCAGGGGGUGUUGGUUUCAUCUUAGCAAACAAUAAGGUAUAUGGUAAUGACAUGACUUUGGAUGAUCACUUGUUGCCACAAACCAGUGUCAUCUAUGAUGAUGCUCUCAGAAUUCUUCGAUACAUCAACAGUACCACGAGCCCGACCGCAACGAUCAUGCCAGGGAAGACAAUUCUGCACAAGAAGCCAGCUCCAACCAUGGCCCCAUUCACAAGUCAGGGUCCCAACGUGAUUGACCUUAACAUUCUUAAGCCUGAUGUUACGGCACCAGGAGUUGAUAUUUUGGCCGCAUGGAGUGGGAGAUCAUCUCCAACGGGCUUACCGGCAGAUCACCGUGUGAUUGAGUAUUACUUCGACUCGGGAACUUCCAUGGCUACGCCUCAUGUGGCGGGUGUAGCUGCCCUUCUCAGAGCCAUACACCCAAAAUGGAGCAGCGCAGCCAUAAGGUCUGCGCUGAUAACCACAGCCGAGACAAGAAACAACAUGGGCCAGCCAAUAUCUGAUAUGAAUGGUACCCCGGCGACGCCAUUCCAGUUUGGUGCCGGUCAUUCUCGGCCUACCAAGGCAGCGGACCCCGGCCUCGUCUAUGACGCCUCCUUCACCGAUUACAUCCUCUACCUCUGCAGUGCUGCGUACAAAAAACUAAACAACACCAUAUUCAAGUGCCCCAACUCACCGCCUUCAACAUUGGACCUCAAUUACCCAUCCUUCGCAAUUCCUAACUUGAAUCGGACUGUUACCAUCAAGAGGACGGUCACCAACGUCGGAAGCAAGAAAAGCAUAUACUUCUUUAGUAGCAGACCGCCGGUGGGGGUGUCAGUUAAGGCCAACCCCAGCAUUUUACAGUUCAAUCAUGUUAACCAGAAGAAGAGCUUCACCAUUACAGUGAGUCCAAGACAUGAUCCAACCGUGAAGAAAAAUGAGUAUGGUUUCGGUUGGUAUACUUGGACUGAUGGGCACUAUAUUGUAAGAAGUACCAUGGCAGUUUCUUUGGUGUAGAUUAUAUUUUUAUUCUUUGUUUUUCAUUGGCAUAAGCCUUUUCAUUUUUUUUCCAAUCACAAUUUAUUUUCCUUUCUAUUACCAUAACAUUGAAUUACUAAAUGCAAAAGCAAUGGGCUUUUUCUGUAAACCUUUUUUUUCCAGUGAUUAAAACAGUAAAUUUUGU
Messenger RNA from Rubroshorea leprosula, 2564 nucleotides. The record is from the annotation of a GenBank genome assembly. NCBI's taxonomy places the organism in Eukaryota, Viridiplantae, Streptophyta, Magnoliopsida, Malvales, Dipterocarpaceae.